GUAAUCUUGACGGUAACUAUUUGGAUGUACAGCCUCUGCUCUUAGGGUCAUGUAUGCUGCUUUGAAUUCUCCACAGCAACUUACAAAAUGGAGUGGGACUGCUGGGGAUCCUUGUGGAGAAUCUUGGAAGGGCAUUACAUGCUCGGGAUCCAAAGUGACAGAAAUAAAAAUAUCGGGACUUCAGCUCAGUGGUAAUACGGGAUACCUGCUAAAGAGUUUGUCGUCCUUAACAACUUUCGAUAUAAGCAAUAAUAAUCUUGGAAACCAAAUUCCUUAUGAUCUUCCUCCAAAUCUGCAGCGACUAAAUCUUGCUGGCAAUGGCUUCAGUGGUGGCCUCCCCUAUUCAAUUUCUCUGAUGCCUUCCUUGAAAUACCUCAACGUCAGUCACAAUCAAAUUCAGGGUCAACUGAAUGACAUGUUUGGGUCGCUUUCUGCUCUCUCCACAUUGGAUUUGUCUUUUAAUGGUAUAACGGGUGAUCUUCCACAGAGUUUACACUCGCUGACGAGUAUGACUGAUAUGUCUCUGCAAAACAAUCAGUUUACGGGUACCAUCGACGUUCUUGCAAAUCUUCCCCUUGAAAAUCUGAAUGUUGAAAAUAACCAUUUUAGUGGAUGGAUUCCGCAGCAGUUAAAAGACAUAAAUCUACAAAUGGGUGGUAAUUCAUGGAGCUCAGGGGCGGCUCCUCCACCUCCACCUGGGACACCUCCUGCCAGCCGGCCUAACCGAAAUCACAAGUCUGGAGGAAAUAGUGGCUCUUCCCAUGGGGGAGGUGAUGGGAGCAAAUCUGGUAUAGGUGCUGGUGGUGUAGUAGGAAUUAUUAUAUCUAUUUUGGUUGUUGGAGGUAUAGCAGCAUUCUUCAUUAUAAAGAGACGAUCCAGAAAGCAAUCCAUGGAUAUUGAAAAGCCUGAAAAACAGCCUUUUGCUCCUUUUGCUUCGCAAGAAGUGCAAGGUGCAUAUGUUUACAUUUGUGCAUUAAUAUUACUUAGUGAAUCAAUGUCUGAAGCCAUUUUGAGUCGCUUAUUAUUAUCUUCACAAGAAUUAGACUAUUUAACAGAUUAAAGAAAUCUUGGUAUG
This is a messenger RNA of Olea europaea var. sylvestris, 1075 nucleotides long. RefSeq names its product protein STRUBBELIG-RECEPTOR FAMILY 7-like. The transcript has 9 exons. Gene Ontology annotation, molecular function: protein binding. The record is from RefSeq and is a predicted model, not a curated record. Bases 50 to 1060 code for a protein of 336 amino acids. NCBI's taxonomy places the organism in Eukaryota, Viridiplantae, Streptophyta, Magnoliopsida, Lamiales, Oleaceae.